Molecule: messenger RNA, 2328 nt
Organism: Jaculus jaculus (lesser Egyptian jerboa)
Lineage: Eukaryota; Metazoa; Chordata; Mammalia; Rodentia; Dipodidae
Gene: Hjurp
Product: Holliday junction recognition protein
Exons: 9
Coding region: 10-2031 (673 amino acids)
Biological process (GO): CENP-A containing chromatin assembly
Cellular component (GO): chromosome, centromeric region
Molecular function (GO): histone binding
Source: RefSeq, a predicted model, not a curated record
GCGGCCGGGAUGCCGCGCGCCAGGGAGCCCCGCGGCCCGCUGGAGGACGAGCUGCUGCUGCAGAAGCUCCGCGACAGCGGCCGCCGCUUCCAGAGACACAUGCUGCGGCUGCUGGAGAAGUACGAGCGGCCCUUCGAGGACGACCUGCUGGUGCGCAUGGCCACGCUGACCUACGAGACGCCGCAGGGAUUGAGAAUUUGGGGAGGAAAGCUAAUAAAGGAAAGAAACACAAAAGAAAACCAGGACCCCCCUGUGAAGGUGGUUGGCAGAUUGAGUGACUCUGGGCAGACUACACCGGAAGGCAGUGAGAGUGCGCCCAAGUGUACCCAAGUCCUGGGAGCUGAUUCAGAAAGCAGCGGUGCUGACAAAAUUCUAGAAGAUGAGGACAUGUCCGCGUGCACUCCUGCGUUUGCAGAGCCUGGGCGCCCUUUGGAAAACGAGUUAAGAAGGAAAUACCUGGCCCAGGUGGAUAUACUGCUGCAAGGUGAAGAGUAUUUUAAGAGCAUGGAGGAGAGGAGGAGAAAGGAUACAACCACGGCCCCGGCCCCUUCUUCGGCCUCGCCUGCUGCACCUGCCCCUGAGGGCCAUGAGAGUGUCUCUGCAGAGAGUCGGGAGAACCCUGGACAACUAGCUGCCUCCCCCACUGUGUGGGAUCCUUCGCUCCCUUGCCUAGUUGACAUGAUAAUUGUACCUAAAAACGACAGUCCCUCUUUACUGGAAACCAGCAGCAACAGCUGCCUAACCAGCCUGUCCUGUGAGGCUGAUGACAUUUGCAACGUGACAAUCAGUGACUUGUACACAGGCAUGCUGUGUUGCAUGAGCCAGCUGCUGAACUCGAAGCCAUCGUGCGUCAUCUCCACCAAGACGUGCAUGGCUCACGCCUGGAACCCCAGGAGGAGGCUCGCGCACAAGGGCAGAGUGCCAAUGAACAGCAUGUACUACCCCAGGGGCAAGCAUUCCCGGAGGAGCCCCAAGGAGAGGUCUGCGCCCUGCUUAGAGCUUGGGAAAGAGACGGGAGUGUUGAGAGACUGCGAGAACUUACCAUGUGUCGUUCGGCAUACAAGUUUAAAAGUGCAAAAAGUUUUUCCCGAAAGAAACAAACGCCAGCUCCAUAUAGCCUUUCCCUCUUGGAAGGAGCUCCAGGUGACGCCCCGGAAGUGUUCCUCAUUGACAUACUUAGACUUAAACACAAGGUACAGCUUUGAUCAGGAAAAUAGACUGAAGACGUUAAAAUGGCUAAUUUCUCCUGGGAAAACAGUCUCCAGGCUACAAGUGCUCCAGGACCGAGCAGAGAUUGAAGACAAAUUUGAUAAGCUCCAUCAGGAAUGUUCCCUGUAUUCUGGAAGACAGGCUCACCUGGCAAUCCCUGCACAGGCCUGGGCUGAGGGUGGGCAUGGAGGUGGUGCUGGAAGCUCAGGUGGUCCCCGGGGAGGAGAGACCCACAGGCUGCCUGUACCUUUCAGCAGAGAAAGAGGAAAGAGGCUAAGGGAGGCUUCUGAAAACCUGUACAUAAGGCCUUUCAAGGCAGCUAGUUGCUCCCCGCAGAGCCGACCCUUUUCAUCACUCCCAGAGGGCAGCCCCUCACAGAGCCCUGGUCUCUUCAGAAAGAUGUCGGCAGCCAGCAUUGCUGUUUCGGUACCAACCAUCGGACGUCCAGGCUGGAGGAGAAACCACUGUGAUGAAAUUAAAGAAGAGUUCGACAGGCUCCAUCAGCAGUAUUGCCAGACAUCACCAUUGCUGCCUCAGGCAAAGCCACUGGCCGGGAUUAGAUUGUCUCCAGGGAAGGCCAGUGCAGACUCUCACUUCCAGAAGCUCCAGAAGUUGUCUCUGUCACCCCAGUGGCGCAUAAAAAGUCCACAGGACUCGACUGUUGAUGAGGCUCCUGGAUCUGGGUGGACUGUGUUUGCUGUCACAAGGGACCCACAGUUCUCUAUAAAGAGACGCAGGUUGUCAUAUCCCCAAAUAACUAGAGACCAUGAUGAAUCUCUGGAGCCCUCAGAGGAGGCAAGCACAGAUCCGCCCUGGUCAUAAGGACUUGUCAGCCCCGCGCCCUACCUGGAAAAGAACACAUCUUUCAGGAUGGAAGAGAAAAGGGGUUUUUGUUAGAAAAACUCAAAGCUCAGAAAUUUCUUCCUGGACUUUGUCCCUCUUCCUGUGUGCUUGCUUCAGAUGGGGUUUCCAAGCAAGCCCCACGACCAUCCACUUUCUUGUUUUACUUGUGUAGUUAUCAAUAAAGUAUGAGGACUGGGCUGGCUGACCUGGCUCCCUCACAGGCUCCUGGUGUAGAAAUAGGGUGAGUAGAGUUGCUAGUGAACAUUCUGAAUGUUA